CAGCGCUUUCUGAGAGCUCGGGGAAGCCUCAGUGUUGUUUAAACUGUGGUUUUGUUUUAUCGUGUGUUAAAAUGAUUAUAGAUUAUGCAAACGCGGUUUAACAGAGCUGUAGAUCAUGAGCGGAGACACAGUUUAAUGAAGAGUGACUGUGAAUACUGAGACAGAGUUUAGAUGUGAAAUGAACGAAUGUGUUAUUCUCCUCUUCGGUUCACUCGGUUAUACUUACAGUUAAUAAUGCAGGCGGGCUCGGUUCUCCCGGCUCUGGUACCGGACCUGAGCUCCAGCGGGUCGCGGUUCCGUGUUCUUGUCUGUGUGACCGGCAGCGUGGCAGCGCUGAAACUGCCUUUGUUGGUGUCGAAGCUACUUGAAAUACCAGGGAUUGAUGUCCGUGUAGUCACCACAGACCAUGCCACCCAUUUUUACGACCUUGCUGAGGUUCCUGUCCGUGUUUACACAGACAAAGAUGAGUGGGGGAUGUGGACGACGCGUUCUGACCCCGUGCUGCACAUUGAGCUGAGGCGAUGGGCCAACCUGCUAGUCAUUGCUCCACUGGAUGCAAACACACUGGGCAAGAUAGCCUGUGGUAUCUGUGACAACCUCCUGACAUGUGUAGUACGAGCAUGGGACACAAGCCGUCCUCUGCUUUUCUGUCCUGCCAUGAACACUGCCAUGUGGCAGCACCCGAUCACUGCCCAGCAAGUGGCCAUCCUUCAGGGGUUUGGCUAUGUGGAGAUACCCUGCAUUGCUAAGAAACUGGUCUGCGGAGAUGAAGGAAAAGGUGCGAUGGCAGAGGUGUUGACUAUUGUAGAGAAGAUUCAGCAGUACCUUCCAAAAUCAGAUGUGUAAUCCCAAAGAGAGAGAAAGAAAAUUAACAUGUGGAUAUUGCCCACUAUAUAAAAAACAAUCCAUAUUGGAACUGUAUAAAUGAUUUCCGUGAAUUAAUUCUAUGAUUUAUUUAAUGUCUUUGCUUAUAGUUACCUAGUUGAAUGCUGCAGCAACAUAUUUUUUUAUUUUAGUAAAAACUAAUAAAAAAUAAAUAAAUGCCUUUG
This is a messenger RNA of Astyanax mexicanus (Mexican tetra), 1049 nucleotides long. It is a transcript of the gene ppcdc, whose product is annotated as phosphopantothenoylcysteine decarboxylase. Gene Ontology annotation, biological process: coenzyme A biosynthetic process. The record is from RefSeq and is a predicted model, not a curated record. NCBI's taxonomy places the organism in Eukaryota, Metazoa, Chordata, Actinopteri, Characiformes, Acestrorhamphidae. The coding region runs from base 187 to 846 and encodes 219 amino acids. Gene Ontology annotation, cellular component: phosphopantothenoylcysteine decarboxylase complex. Gene Ontology annotation, molecular function: phosphopantothenoylcysteine decarboxylase activity; FMN binding. The transcript has 6 exons.